AUGUCGACUGAAGGCGGUGGAGGAGGAGGCGGAAGAAGAGGGGAUGGGAAUCACAAUGGCAACUCAUCAUCCGCUUUCCUCACCUUCUCCCAAACCCUAGAUCACCACCACCACCACCACCGCGGCGGAUCCAACAACUCCGCCGCCAAAGGCAACUCGGCGGCCGCGCCGCCGUCGGUGGUGAGGUACCGGGAGUGUCUCCGCAACCACGCGGCCAGCGUGGGCGGGAACGUCUACGACGGGUGCGGCGAGUUCAUGCCCGGAGGCGAGGAAGGGUCCCUGGAAGCCUUGAAAUGCGCCGCCUGCGAGUGCCACCGCAACUUCCACCGCAAGGAGAUCGACGGCGAGACCGCCAGCCCCACCGUGUUCGGCUCUCGCCGCCGCGGAGGCGGCGGUGGGCAUUUGGUCCACGCGCUCCAGCUGCCUCCACCGGCGGCGGCAGCAUUGCCUUCUCCUGUGAUGCACCACCACCACCACAAUCCGCACAACAAUAGCCCUCACCACUUCCCCGGCGGCUCGCACCAUUUCUACCUCCAGUCGGCCAGCCCUCCAGCCGCCGUCCAGCCAAUCAACGUGGCGUUCGACGGCGGCUGGGGGAGCGGCGGAGGAGGAGGAGGCAGUGCCGCCACUGGCGCCACCGAAUCCUCCAGCGAGGAUCUGAAUGCCUUCCCCUCUGAAGCAGCGGGGAUGGUGGGCGCCACCACCACACCUCAGCCGCCCUACGGGCAUUCUUCUUCGAAGAAGAGGUUCAGGACCAAGUUCACUCAGGAUCAGAAGGAGAGGAUGAUGGAGUUCGCGGAGAAAGUCGGGUGGAGGAUCAACAAGCAGGACGUGGAGGCAGUGGAGAGGUUCUGCUCCGAAGUUGGGGUGAGGAGGCAGGUGUUCAAAGUUUGGAUGCACAACAACAAGACCGUGAGGAAGCAGCAGCAGCAGCAGCAACAGCCCUCGCCGACGACAACGACGACGAAUCACAUGAUGAACUUGAACAUGCAUCACCUUCAUCAUCAUCAUCCGGGGCAGCACGACGAGGAACAGGUCCAGCAGCAGCAUCAGGAGGGAAUGCUGUGA
Linum tenue is the source of this 1068-nucleotide messenger RNA. NCBI's taxonomy places the organism in Eukaryota, Viridiplantae, Streptophyta, Magnoliopsida, Malpighiales, Linaceae. The record is from the annotation of a GenBank genome assembly.